GAAUUAUUCCACGCAGUAUCGCAGUCUAAGUGACAAUUGAAUUUCUGGAACGAAGAUCAUCCCCAAAUGUUAGAAAUGAGCCCUAAUUACUUAUGAUCUUGAAUCUCGAUGCUUGUUCAUCUUAGAUUAUCAAUAUUCAACUGAGAUAGUAAGUGAUAGGUUUUAAGUAUUGUUACUCCUAGCUGAAAUGGGGAACAACACUACUCCUCAUCAGGCAGAAUCUGGGUCUUCCAUGAAGAAACCUCGUCCUCUUGUCCGCAUUGCGCUUCUUCUCAUGUCUCAUCGCGUCAUUGUCAGUUUUCUUUGCUGUAUUGCUGGGGUGAUUGCUCUUUUACUCUUGCCUGUUCUUGCAAAAAACACUUACAUUUCAGAAAAUGCCCUUAUGCCAGGUUCUGCAAAACCCAUGCUCUCUAGUCAGGACGUUUUAGAUGCUGACAAACUUGUUGCUGAGAUAUUGAGCUUGAGCUUGGAUCACAAAUCGGCAGAAUUUGAAAUACCAAGGAUAUUAAUGAAGUGUUUGCAAGACUUGGGUGCUGAAGCUGGCCAAUUUCUGUUCUAUCCUCAGCCUAAUAAGUUUCAUCCUCUCCAUUUCUUUUCUAGUCAAGGCAAUGACCUGAAUCAAGAAAACAGUACCUGUAAUAAUCUAGCUGUUAGCACUGUUGGUAUAAUUAGGGCUCCACAGGGUGAUGGAAAGGAAGCGAUAAUCAUAGUGACUCCUUAUAAUCCUAUGAAGCUUGAUGCUGGGGAUGCUGUAUCAUUGGGCGUUGGAUACUCUGUUUUCUCACUGCUGACACAAGUUACAUGGUUGGCAAAGGACAUUAUUUGGCUUGCGGCAGAUUCUCGAUAUGGUGAGCAUGAAUCUGUUGCUGCCUGGUUAAUGGAGUAUUAUGCCCCUACAUUUGAUAGCUCUGGAAAAUCUUACACUAGAUUGUGCUCUGCAAGAAGCUAUAAUCUGGAAUCUGAGGACAAUCAUUUUGUAAGUGUAGAAUCACUUGAGAGCUUUAGACGUGCUGGUACUAUGGCUGCUGCUCUGAUAAUUAAAGUUACUGAUGGAAACAAGCAUGCUCAGGAAAGUGUUAGCAUUUAUGCGGAGGCAUCUAAUGGACAAAUGCCAAAUCUCGAUCUCAUAAAUGUUGUGAAUUAUUUGGCAGUGCAUCAUCAGGGUCUGAAUGUAAGGGUGGGAAAAUUGUCGUCUUUAUUGGAGUCCAAGUGUUUGGAAAUGGUUGGUGGAACAAUUGAGUAUCUAGGAAACCUGGCUAGAAGCUUAAAUCCUGGUUGGGGCUUUGGUAUACCUGUUGGCGAAUAUGUUGAAGGAAUUGCUACUCUUGUGAGUUCAUUGUAUGCUCAGGCAUUAGGUGUUCCAACGGGUCCCCAUGGUGCUUUCCGUGAUUACCAAGUUGAUGCUGUGACACUGGCAAUUUCUCCUAAAGCCUCACUAUAUAGCAGUGGCGAGCGAAGUAAAUUGCUAUUACGCAGUGGACGUUUGGUCGAAGGCGUUAUUAGAUCAGUGAACAACCUACUCGAAAAGUUCCACCAGUCAUUUUUUCUUUACCUUCUAACUGGACCCAGCAAAUUUGUUUCGGUUGGAGUUUACAUGAUCGCUUUUGCGCUCCUUAUUGCUCCACUACCCGUGGUUGCCGCUUCUCUUUAUUCUGAUGCUGUAACAAGUAAUCCAAAAUCGGACAAUGUCGCGUUGGACUUAUCUCGUAUAUCAUGGAGGUGGCUUCAUGCUGCUAAAACCGUGUUUGUGAUUCAUUCAUGGGCAGUUGUUGUAGCAUUACUUCCCUAUUACAUAUGUCAAAUACCGAACAGGACAUCGGUAUCGUGUUCUAUUUCUUGGAUUUUGCUGUCUUUUUUCAGCUUGCACUUCUUUUACAUAGUCUUAGGCUCCCCUUACUCAACCUUCAAGUCAUCGCUCGAGCAUAACAAGGAAUGGGCUGUCUUGAAAUCUGUUACGAUAGCAGCUGCCUUCAUCGGUUUGUCUCUCAUGUCUGUCGUAAACUUUGCAGCCGCAGAAAUCGAAGCUUUGUUGUUAGUACCAUUUUGUUUGAUGGCACAGCCUUUGAAACUAGAUAUACGAAACCGGAGCCUGAAGACUUACACCAGAAUUGUUUGCAAUGUGAUCUUCGGAUUGAGCUUGUUUCCGCCAAUUGCUUUCUUUUUGAUAAACGGGUUUGUCGACGGAUUCAACAGCUUCAAUGUCGGCGAUUUUUGGGUUUGGGUCGAGUCUCUUUGGCUUCGGAAUAGUGCAACUUAUCUAUAUGUUGUUUUGGUUCACCUUCCAUGUUGGGUGUUAUGCAUUCAUAUCUUAUUACAUCCUUGUUAAUCUCCAUUGCAAAAAAUUCUAACUGACCUAGUUUUGCCAUAGUUUUAACAGUAAUUUGUGCUGAAAUUUGUAAUUUCAUAGUCCUUUUAACCUGAUGUUGUACCAUUGUUUAAUUUUUAUGAUCAUAUCUUUGCUGUCA
Messenger RNA from Amaranthus tricolor (Joseph's coat), 2465 nucleotides. RefSeq lists its product as uncharacterized. Gene Ontology annotation, biological process: attachment of GPI anchor to protein. NCBI's taxonomy places the organism in Eukaryota, Viridiplantae, Streptophyta, Magnoliopsida, Caryophyllales, Amaranthaceae. Gene Ontology annotation, cellular component: GPI-anchor transamidase complex; membrane. The coding region runs from base 188 to 2326 and encodes 712 amino acids. The transcript is spliced from 6 exons. The record is from RefSeq and is a predicted model, not a curated record.